Messenger RNA from Leptosomus discolor (cuckoo roller), 95 nucleotides. Lineage: Eukaryota; Metazoa; Chordata; Aves; Leptosomiformes; Leptosomidae. The record is from RefSeq and is a predicted model, not a curated record.
CCUUUGUGGCGGGCUAUCUCCUUUAUUCCUGGGGGAUGCAGGAGUUUGAGAGACUGAAGAGGAAGAACCCGGCGGACUAUGAAAACGACCAGUGA